Lineus longissimus is the source of this 1445-nucleotide messenger RNA. RefSeq names its product threonine aspartase 1-like. Gene Ontology annotation, molecular function: asparaginase activity; beta-aspartyl-peptidase activity; threonine-type endopeptidase activity. Gene Ontology annotation, cellular component: cytoplasm. Lineage: Eukaryota; Metazoa; Nemertea; Pilidiophora; Heteronemertea; Lineidae. The coding region runs from base 91 to 1215 and encodes 374 amino acids. The record is from RefSeq and is a predicted model, not a curated record. Gene Ontology annotation, biological process: protein maturation. The transcript is spliced from 13 exons.
UUCAUAACAAACCCACGUGCAAGUUGUGUGGAUGGAUGUCCAUGUCAUCAGAUUCCUCUCCUCAUUUCUGAAUACAAACACUAACAAAAGAUGAUAGUUGUUCAUGCAGGUGCUGGUUAUCAUUCUGGGGCCAAGGCAGAUGUCUACAAGAAAACCUGUGAUGAAGCGUGCCAGAAGGCUGUUAGUUUACUGAGAAAUGGAAAUUCAUCAGUGGAGGCUGUACAGGCUGCCAUAACAGUAUUGGAGGAUGCAGACUGUACAAAUGCCGGUUAUGGCUCAAAUUUGACACUUGAUGGGAAAGUGGAAUGUGAUGCAAGUAUCAUGGAUGGUACAACCUGUCAUUAUGGAGCUGUGGGAGCUCUUCCAGCCAACAUCAGAAACCCCAUAACUGCUGCCUACCGAUUACUCCAAGCACAAGUUGGUGGAAAACUCUCCCUUGGUCGAGUCCCUCCAUGUACCCUGGUUGGUGAUGGUGCUCGCCAGUGGUGUAUCAAUGAAGACUUUGCUGUCUGUGAGCCUGAUUCAAUGGUGAGCGAAUCUUCCCAUAGAGCUUAUGUCAAGCACCGGAGAAAACUAUUGCUACACACCUCUAAAAUGUCUAAUAGUGCUGCCACGGAAAGAAAGAUCAGGAAACCGGAAAACCUUUGCUGCUUGGAUGAUUCUGACGAUGAGAGUGAUAUCCAAGAUACAGUCGGUGCUGUUUGUGUUGACGUGAAUGGUAACAUUGCUGCUGGCGUGUCCAGUGGUGGCAUAAUGCUGAAGCACCCGGGGAGGAUCGGACAGGCUGCGAUGUAUGGCUGUGGAUGUUGGGCUCUGAAAAGGAACGAAACGUUGCCGGCUGUUGGCGUCAGCACCUCUGGUUGUGGAGAGCACUUAAUUAAGACCAUGUUCGCCAAGGAGUGUGGGGAGGCCAUGAGGUUUGCUGCCAGUGCCAGCUUUGGUGUCAGUCAUGCCUUCAAAGAGAAAUUCAUUGGUUCGGAGUUCCUGGCUGGGGUGGAGGCUCAGCUUGGUGGGGUUGUUGCUGCACAGUGUGAUGAAGAUGAGGGCGAAAUGAUGGUUGAGGUCGUCUGGGCGCAUACCACUGAAACAAUGUGUGUUGGAUUCAUGAGAGUUGAUGAGGACAAACCAGUGAGUAUUUUAUCAAGGCAGGAGAAAGACAAGGCAUCUUUUAUGAUGGAAGGGCGUUCAUUUCGAUGGCAGGCAGCUACAUCCUGACAAAGCCCAUACUUCUCUAGUUACCAAUUGAAUCUCGGGGACAGUGUCACAGUGCUCCCUGCUGUGACAACAAGAAGGAAGCUGAGGAGCUGAUACACCAGCCAUCAAAGAAAUUGGAAGAUUCUGCAAUGCUCACAGCCCAAAGGCCACGUUGGGAUAACAUUCAAGAAAGAGGAAGUAUUAUGUACUGGUAGUUUCAUUUCCUGUACAGUAUUAUGAUUAAUAAAUGA